Suillus discolor is the source of this 489-nucleotide messenger RNA. RefSeq lists its product as uncharacterized. The record is from RefSeq and is a predicted model, not a curated record. Bases 173 to 403 code for a protein of 76 amino acids. The transcript has a single exon. Lineage: Eukaryota; Fungi; Basidiomycota; Agaricomycetes; Boletales; Suillaceae.
GUUUAGCAGGGGAGGCGCAGCGUAUGAUGUGAUUAUUGAAACCACAGCCAAUAAUGGUGCCUGGAUCGGUGCUCUUGUCUUAGCAUGCGCAUCAGCAUCGGCUUUCCUUGGUAUCCUGAAUCUUUUGUUGGACACUCUACCAGAGUAGGCAAUUGGGAGGAGUACCUUAUUUAUGCUGAAAGACUAUUUGGACUUAUUGGAGGUACAACGUCGUCAUUGCCUUCGUCGUGUCUCCUUUGGCAUCCCGGACUUUUUAUUGUACCUUAUAUUCUCGCUGUUUGUGACUACACCUCGGCGGUUCUUCUUCAACACGCUGAGGUAUGUAUCGCGUCCUAUCUAUGUUUCGAUUCUCUCUUCCUAUAUUUCUCUGUGGACUCGUCUAUUAGGUACCGUGAAUGUUUAGCGGUUCUUCUUCAACACGCUGAGACUCGUCUCUUGGUCACUUUCCUACAGUACUCAGGCUAGUAGCACUGUGUAUGUACGAACAGG